This is a messenger RNA of Onychostoma macrolepis, 1810 nucleotides long. RefSeq lists its product as uncharacterized. Bases 63 to 1031 code for a protein of 322 amino acids. The transcript has 5 exons. The record is from RefSeq and is a predicted model, not a curated record. NCBI's taxonomy places the organism in Eukaryota, Metazoa, Chordata, Actinopteri, Cypriniformes, Cyprinidae.
GAAGAUGACUUAUGACACUUAGAUGAAAUUAAUGCAGUUAGUUUGUUGGUAGGAUCUUUACAAUGAGCAGAACAGCCGAUGAGAGCACGUUUACUCUUCAUCUAUUCAAACUGCUGAAGAAUUUACAUUUUUUUCUUGCUUUGUUCUGUUUUAAUCUGUGUAUGGAUGAUGUGAAUGAUUUUGCGAGGGAUGAAAUGAUGACACGAGUGACUGAGAGAGAUUUCAUCAUUCUUCACAAUGAUAUUAAUGAAACGCAGCGAGGCGAUUAUGUUGUAUGGAUGUUUGGGUCUCCAAAUAUUCACACCCCUGAGGUCUAUGAAAGGAUCAUCUCUACCUCUGACAGUUAUGAGGGGUUUAAGAACAAGGAGAGCAGGUCACACAUUAUCUGGAGCUUCAGCGACAGAUACACAGCCACUCAAACUCAACGACAAUUCUUUUCCAGAUCGUAUGUAAGAGUUGAAAAGAAUUGUUCAGUGAUGGAGGGAGAUUCUGUGACAUUUUUCCCCGAUGUUACUGAAAUACAAAGUGAUGAUCUGAUACGGUGGCAAUCUGGUGAUGCAGAUCAUCUAUGUGUAGCUCAACACAAAGAAACGAAAAUGACCAAAUGUGAUGAUGACAGAUUCAGAGACAGAUUUCAGCUUGAUAAUCAGACUGGAUCUCUCACCAUCAGGAACAUCAGCAUAAAAGACUCUGGACGUUAUGAAUUUGCCAUCAUCAGAAAUGGAAACAUAGAAACAUUCAAGCGUUUUAAUAUUAAAGUCUAUGAGUUGACUGACGUUGGGAGAAAUACAUCAGACAAUCCCAUCAGAAACCAGACUCAACAUCUCAACAUCAGUCAAGCACUGGAUGGCCGUUCACGUCUCGUGAAGUCAAUAGCUGUUAUUCUAGCGCUGCUGGUGUUAAUAGCUGUAGUUGCAGGUUUGAUUUACCACAAAAAGUGUAAACAACUAAGAAAUGAAGGCAAGUAUUGGCAUGCAAAAAUUAAACAAGCAAACAAACAAAACGCAGUCAAGUCUAUUAAAUGCAGUUAGGUUUAUUAAAUGUCUGAUUGUUAUUAAAACAGUUCAGGAUGGAGAGAGAGAUACUUUAUGCUGAUCCAACAUUCGGUGCACAUGGGUUUCAGUGUACGGUAAGAUAUAUUGUAUUACUGUGUGAGAAGUGCCUUAUUUCUAUCUGUAAACACCCUCAGCUUCUAUACACUCCUGUAGUCUACAGUGUGUCUGAGCAUGUGCUUACAUGAUCACACUGCUGUGCUUCGAAAAUAAAGAUGUUGUUUUAUAUGAUCCUGUCCUUUGUUUUCAUAAUUCAGUACGACUUGUGUGUUUAAACCUACUAGAUUUUAUUUCUGAUUGUGAUUUUGUUUUCUUGCAGGACAUCGUUGCAGCAGAUCACGCAUAGUAUGUAAUUGUUAAAAUGUGAAUUUAGGAUCCAGCAGACUUUUUUAUUUAUUGUUACACUGUAGGUCAAUGCCAUGACUUGUAGUUCAUGAAUAGUUCUGAAUACUGAACACCUGUCUUCAAUCAAGCACCUCAUUACCAGCAGCAUAUAAGCACACACCUCAGACACCUUCACUGUCUGAUCUCGUUCAUACGUUGAGGACUCUCUGACUUGCUAUACCUACAUUGAGAGUUCUCCCGUCUCUCCCAGGCUCCGGAAGACUGAGGUGUGUGCUUCCUCUCAUGUCCGUUCCAGUUCCUGAAACGAUCAGAUACAAAGAUCAACCACUCAUCCAAGCUCAAGAACUUCUCUACAACAUUACUACUCCCCGUAUUAUUGCCUGGAUUCAUCACCCGAACUCUCUGUGCUUAAA